This is a messenger RNA of Capsicum annuum, 2240 nucleotides long. RefSeq names its product receptor-like protein Cf-9 homolog. The record is from RefSeq and is a predicted model, not a curated record. Gene Ontology annotation, molecular function: protein binding. Bases 1 to 2160 code for a protein of 719 amino acids. The transcript has 4 exons. NCBI's taxonomy places the organism in Eukaryota, Viridiplantae, Streptophyta, Magnoliopsida, Solanales, Solanaceae.
AUGCAAGCUCCCCGUCAUCUUCAUUUGGUAGUUGUUCGUCGCAUCAUUCGAUACUUCCGAGGAACAUCUAAUCAUGGAUUAUUAUUUCCUAGUGGUUCGCCUAUUCGUCUUAAUGCUUUUAGUGAUUCUGAUUGGGCAGGAUGUUCUGACACUCGUCGUUCGGUUAUUAGUUGGUGCAUGUUUCUUGGAGAUUCUUUGAUAUCUUGGAAGAGUAAGAAGCAAGACCAUGUGUCAAAACCUUCAAUAGAGGAUGAAUAUCGAGCAAUGUCUACUGCUUGCUCCAAGAUUGUGUGGCUUCGUGGAUUACUUGCUGAGAUUGGAUUUCCUCAAUUAAUCCUACUCCUCUCCAUGCUGACAAUACAAAAAAAGCUUACUGUAGAUUCCUCUGCCUCUAGUGAUGCUUAUUGUGAAAUAGUCUACGGUCAGAUGCCUCAUCAAAAAACGAGUUCAUGGAACAUGAGCAACAAUUGCUGCUCAUGGGACGGAGUGACGUGUGAUGAGAUGACAGGCCAUGUCAUUGAGCUUGACCUCCGUUGCAGUCAAAUUGUGGGGAAGAUUGAUUCCAAUAGCAGCCUUUUCCAACUCUCUCAUCUCCAAAGGCUUGAUCUUUCUUAUAAUGACUUCUCAGGUUCUCACCUCUCCCCUAAAUUCGGCAGUUGUCAUGUGGAUGUCAGCCUCUUUUCAGAAUUCAAAUAUCUUUCGUUUCUUGAUCUUUCAUACAAUAGUACCUCAUUUACCAAUGAGAACAAAGUUAUUUUUACUUGGCUAGAAUCUCUUGAUACGUUACUAUUGGCCGCAUGUGAAGUGAAAGAAUUGGAGUUUCUAAGAUCCGCAAAGCAGCUUGGGGAGUUGGAUCUUUCAAAUAAUAAGCUUCAAGGAAGGAUUCCUGAUUGGGCAUGGUCUAACUGGAUGUUUUCAAUGCAAAGUCUUAAUUUAUCCCACAACAUGCUGCCAAGUGUGGAUUCAAUCCCUCUACAACAUUUAGAUACCAUUGAUUUGCGAUACAAUUUGCUUCAGGGUUCACUACCAAUUUCACCAAAUUUGACAAGAUAUUUCUUCAUAUCAGAAAAUAAUCUUAGUGAAGAAAUUCCUUCAUCUAUUUGCAAUUUGACUUCACUGGUGAUACUUGAUUUGGGAAGAAACAAUUCGCGUGGAGAAAUUCCUCAAUGUUUGGGAAAUAUCACUGCUCUCACGGUUUUAGAUAUACGACAUAACAAUAUUUCUGGGAAUCUUCCAAGAGCUUUCAGCAAUGGAUGUUCACUGACAAGGCUCAACUUGCAUGGCAAUAAACUAGAGGGGAAAAUUCCCCGAUCUUUGGCCAAUUGCAAAGAGUUGCAGGUUCUUGACUUAGGAGAUAAUCAUCUCAUUGGCACAUUCCCGAUGUGUUUGGGAACUCUUCCAAAGUUGCAAGUCUUAAGCUUGAGAUCCAAUGAAUUGCAUGGCUCCAUCAGAACUCCAACUGUUGAAACCAUAUUUCCUAAUCUUCGAAUGUUAGAUCUCACUUCGAAUGGAUUGGAGCUUGAAGUUGUGAGAAUCUUGUCUUUGUACACCACUGUCAAUCUUUCAAACAACAAAUUUGAAGGACAUAUUCCAAGUAUUGUGGGAGAUCUUGUUGCACUUCGCGUGCUGAAUUUAUGUCAUAAUAGAUUGGAAGGUCAUAUACCGCCAUCACUUGGAAAUUUAUCUGUAGUCGAGUCAUUGGACCUAUCAGGUAACCAUCUUGUAGGAGAGAUACCAGCACAAUUUUCUUCUCUUACAUAUCUCAAAGUCUUAAAUCUCUCCCACAAUUAUCUUCAAGGAUGUAUCCUUCAAGGACCUCAAUUCGCUACAUUCGAGAACAAUUCAUAUGAAGGCAACGAUGGAUUAUGUGGAUUCCCAGUUUCACAAGGCUGUGGCAAUGAUCAUGUGUCCAAUACCGUAUCUGGACUAGAUGAUCAAGAAAGCGAUUUUGAGUUUCUCAAUGAUUUUUGGAAAGCGGCUCUUAUGGGUUAUGGAAGUGGACUAUGUAUUGGAUUAUCCAUAAUAUAUAUCAUGAUCUCAACCAGAAAUCCUAUAUGGCUUGCAAGAAUCAUUUUGAAACUGGAGCACAAAAUUAUUAUGAGAAGGAAAAAGAAGCAGCGACGUCUAAGGAAUAACAGAAGAAGAAACAAUCCCUUGUAGACAAGUUACUGAUCGAGCAACAUUUACCCUGACACAAACAUUUAUAAUUGAUUCCACGGCUCGACUACACGAGCUACGUG